AUGGCACAAAAAGCGCUCGAAGCAUAAUAGUUUUUGCAAUCUUUCCAAAUAUAAUAGUCUAUAUUAGCCUAAAAAGCCUAAUAAACCUAACAAAGCUAAUAAAUCUAAUAAAACACUAUAUAGUCAUAUUAAUCUCCUAAAAAUAAAAAUAAUUCAUAAAUAGAGAAUAUUAGGACAAAUAAAAAUAAUAAUGGCGAAGAAAACUCUGAAAAAAAACAAUCUUUUAAAUUACCGAAAAUAAAUUAAUAAAAAUUCCAAACAGAAUAUCGUCAUUAAGAUAAAGAAGAUAAUCACGAAGAUUAUCCUACUACAGCAUAAUAAAACCCAAAAAAGGUAAAAAAAAUCGAACACUAAACUGAUGCCAAUAAAGAAGAACUUGAUAAAAAUUUUGAAGAGCCUGUUCCACCAUUUUAAAUUUCUAGAAAUUAAUUAAUAAGAGUCGCUUCGGCUUGCCAAGAACGAAGAUUUGCAGAAGAUGUUGAUCUUCUAGAGACUAUGGGAGGAAUAAAAGCAUUAGAAGAUGGCUUAUGUACUAAUUAUAAAAAAGGGAUUAGAGAUAAAUAAGAAGAUAUUGACGAUAGAAUAAAGGCUUUUGGGCAUAAUAUGAAAGAAGUAAGUAAACCUAAGGGAUUUAUAGCUCUUUUUUUUUCCGCUUUAGAUGAUUUUACUAUGAAGAUAUUAAUUGUAGCCGCCUUUGCAUCUAUUGCAAUUGAAGUAGGAACUGCCAAAGAAGAAAAAAGAUCAACUGCCUGGAUUGAAGGAUUUGCUAUUUUAGUUGCAGUUUGUGUUUGUGGAAGUGUAACUGCUAUUAAUGAUUAUUAAAAAGAGAGAUAAUUCCAAGAACUUAAUAAAGUAGCUGAUGAAAGAAAAAAUGUAACAGUUUUAAGAAAUGGAAAAAAAUAAACGCUGCAUAUGUCUAAAGUUCUUGUAGGAGAUAUUGUCGAGUUAAUUGAAGGUAUGGAAAUUCCGGCUGAUGGUAUUGUUUUGGAAGCAUCUGAAUUAACCACAGAUGAAUCUGCUAUGACAGGAGAAACAGAUCCUGUAAAAAAAUCUAUAUUUUCAGAAUGUUUGAAAAAACGAAACCAUAUUAUUAAAAUUGGAGAAAAAAAUAGUUCAGGCUCUCAUGAUGUCCCUUCUCCAGUUAUAUUAUCAGGAACAAAAGUAUUAACAGGAGAUGGAUAAUUAUUAAUAACAGUAGUCGGAGACUUCUCUUGUGUAGGUAAAAUAUCAAAACUAUUACAAACUAAAGACGCUGAAGCUACUCCACUGUAAUAAAAGUUAGAAUGUAUUGCAAGAGAUAUCGGUAAUUUUGGUCUAAUAUCAUCCAUAGUGAUAAUGUUAGUACUAUUAAUCCGUUUAGCGAUAGAAAGAAUUUAAGAAAACAGCUGGAAUCAUAGUGAACAUUGGGCAUAAAUCCUAUAAUUUAUUCUAAUAGGCAUAACAGUAGUAGUUGUAGCCAUUCCAGAAGGUUUACCUUUAGCAGUAACCCUAUCUUUGGCUUAUUCAGUGAAAAAAAUGCUCCGAGAUAAGAAUUUAGUGCGAAAAUUACAAGCAUGUGAGACUAUGGGAGGCGCUGAUUGCAUUUGCUCUGACAAAACAGGCACUUUGACAUAAAAUAAGAUGACUUUAUCCACUUGGUGGAACGAAGAAUUACAGGAAUUUGAGAAAUAUAAAGACACAGUAAAUAUAAAUGAUUACAUAUCUGCAAACUAAAAAGAUAUGUAAGAACUUUUCUUUUAGUCUUGUGCGAUAAACUCUUCUGCAGAUUUACGUCCGGAUAUGAAAGGUUCCAAAACAGAAAUUGCAAUUUUGCAAUUAUUAGAUAAAUUCGGAGAAUAAUACGAAAAAUGGAGAGAAAGAUAUGAAAUAUUAGCUAGAUUUCCUUUCAGUUCAGCAAGAAAAAGAAUGGGUGUAAUCCUUAAAAUGAACGGGAAACAAAGACUGCUUCAAAAAGGUGCUUCUGAAUUAGUUCUAAAUGCCUGCGAUACAUUUUUAUCUAAAAAAACCGGAAAAAUAUAACCUAUAAACGACGAAUUAUUAAAUAAAAUGAAAGUUGCUAUAAAAUCGAUGGCUGAUAAUGCACUAAGAACAAUAGUAUUAGGCUACAAGGAGUUAAAAGGCAACGAAGAUAUCGAAACUAAAGACAGGCUAGGAGUUUUUGACAUAGAAACUAAAGGCCUAACCCUCUUAGGCAUAUUUGGAAUUAAAGAUAUUUUAAGAGAAGAAGUUCCAGGGGCAGUAAAAACAUGUUAAAUGGCUGGUAUAAAAGUUCGUAUGAUUACAGGAGAUAAUAAGGACACAGCACGUGCUAUUGCUAAAGACUGUAAUAUACUAACACUAGCAAAAAAAGAAAACAUUCAAUAUUAAGUAAUCGAGGGUACUGAAUUUAUAAGACUAACAGGGGGUGUAGUGUGUAAAGAAUGCCGAACUUUCGAAUGCGGAUGUCCUAGGGAUGCUGAUGUAGCCGAAAAAGAAAAGAAAAAAGUAAGAGUUGACGUAAUUAAAAAUGGGGAAGUUUUCGAUAAAAUUUAUUAGGACAUUGAUGUAAUGGCCCGUUCAAGACCUGAAGAUAAAUACGCUAUGGUAGUGGGACUUUUAGAAAGAAAUCAUGUUGUGGCAGUAACAGGUGAUGGUACAAAUGAUGCUCCGGCUUUAAAAAGAGCGGACGUAGGCUUCGCAAUGGGUAUUGCAGGAACUGAAGUAGCCAGAGAGGCUGCAGCAAUUAUACUUUUAGACGAUAAUUUCAAAAGUAUUGUGGCAGCUGUUAUGUGGGGCAGAAAUAUUUACGAUUGUAUAAAAAAAUUCUUACAAUUUUAACUUACAGUUAAUAUUGUAGCAGUAGGAAUUACAUUAAUAGGUGCAGCUAUUUUAAAAAUGGAAAUACUAGUACCUAUUUAAAUGUUAUGGAUUAAUCUUAUUAUGGAUACUUUUGCCUCUUUAGCAUUAGCCACAGAACCUCCAACUGAAGAACUUUUACAGAGAAAACCUCACAAUAGGGAUGAAUAUAUUAUUUCAAAGAAAAUGUUUAAGCAUAUUAUUGGAUAAUCUAUAUUUUAAUUUGCAAUUUUAUUAAUUUUUGUCUUUAAUGGUGAGAAUUUUAUACCUGAAAAAGGUGAUAAUUUUGACUAAGUAAUAAAGUAAAAUAAAAUCAAAGAAUUUAAACUUCAAUGGUACUUGGCUAAAUAUUCUGACAAUAGAAGGAUUUAUGUAAGAUCAGGUAGAGAGAGAAGUUUAAAUGGAUUGUAAAAAGAAUAUUUAUUAGUACAGGAUGCUUACGAUAUGUAUUCAAGACAUUUCACAUGUAUUUUUAAUGUCUUUGUUUGGUUAUAAUUAUUCAAUUUUAUUAAUGCAAGAAAAUUAUAAGACUAAUUAAAUGUGUUUGAAGGUUUAAAAAGAAAUCUUAUGUUUCCUGUAAUUGUAGGAUUUAUUAUAUUUGCAUAAGCAUUAAUUAUUUAAUUUGGAGGAAAAGCUUUUAGAUUAUAUAAAUAUGGACUGACAGUUGAAUAAUGGUUUAUGUGUGUUGGAUUUGGAUCUUUAAGUUUAGUUUCAUCUUUUAUUCUGAAAUUUUUUAGUGAAGAUAAAUGCUUUUAAUUAGGAAAAAAUAAAGUUAAUCCAUUAGCUACUAAUUCUAAAGUUCUUAGUUUGAAAGGAAAUAGAGAUCAAUAAAGUAUGAAUAGAAAAUAUUCAGUUUUAUAAGGAAAUCAAAUAAGAUAAAGUUCAUCAAGGAAUAAUUAUAAAUGA
This is a messenger RNA of Ichthyophthirius multifiliis, 3741 nucleotides long. RefSeq lists its product as hypothetical. Gene Ontology annotation, cellular component: intracellular membrane-bounded organelle; membrane. The record is from RefSeq and is a predicted model, not a curated record. Gene Ontology annotation, molecular function: ATP hydrolysis activity; ATP binding; P-type calcium transporter activity. The transcript has 6 exons. NCBI's taxonomy places the organism in Eukaryota, Ciliophora, Oligohymenophorea, Hymenostomatida.